GGCACCGAGUCACCUGGCACGACAGCGGGCACAGAGUCAUCUGGCACGACAGCGGGCACCGAGUCACCAAGCUCGACAGCGGGCACCGAGUCACCAAGCUCGACAGCGGGCACCGAGUCACCAAGCUCGACAGCGGGCAUCGGUCACCAAGCUCGACAGCGGGCACCGAGUCACCAAGCUCGACAGCGAGUACCGAGUCACCAGGCACGACAGCGGGCACCGGGUCAUCUGGCACGACAGCGGGCACCGGGUCAUCUGGCACGACAGCGGGCACCGGGUCAUCUGGCACGACAGCGGGCACGGGUCAUCUGGCACGACAGCGGGCACCGAGUCAUCUGGCACGACAGCGGGCACCGAGUCAUCUGGCACGACAGCGGGCACCGAGUCAUCUGGCACGACAGCAGGCACCGAGUCACCAAGCUCGACAGCAGGCACCGAGUCACCAAGCUCGACAGCAGGCACCGAGUCAUCUGGCACGACAGUGGGCACCGAGUCAUCUGGCACGACAGUGGGCACCGAGUCAUCUGGCAAGACAGCGGGCACCGAGUCACCAAGCUCGACAGCGGGCACCGAGUCACCAAGCUCGACAGUGGGCACCGAGUCAUCUGGCUGGAUCAGCAGGCACCAGAUCAUCAAGCUGGACAGGAUCAUCAGGCUGGAUCGGGU
This is a messenger RNA of Staurois parvus, 666 nucleotides long. The record is from the annotation of a GenBank genome assembly. NCBI's taxonomy places the organism in Eukaryota, Metazoa, Chordata, Amphibia, Anura, Ranidae.